AUGUGUGAAACUAAACGUUUCCACCUAUGGCUUCUCCAAAUUAUAGGCCUCUUAGGCCUCCUUGCCCUUUGUUUCUGGCUAAGUUUACGUCCCAAAGAGCCAAAUUUCGCCAUCAUCGAUUUCUCCAUCCCAACUUCAGUUAGUGAUGAGAAUCCAAGGGCUACCUUCAAUUAUGUUCUUCAAGUUAAAAAUUCAGACAAAGAGUCCAGCAUCUACUACGAUGACAUUUUGUUGAGUUUCAAAUAUAAGCAAGACAUGGUGGGAAACAAUACAAUUCCAAGGUUUGAUCAAGGCAAAGACAAUAAUGCUUAUCAACAUGUACCUACAGUGGAUAUUAAUCCACUGGUAUGGAGAGCUCUUGCCAAGGAAAUUUCUCAUGGAACGGCUAAAUUGUAUGUUGAGUUAAUUACUAGCAUUAAAUACAAAACUUGGGGUAUCAAGAGUAAGCAUCAUAAGGUGAAGUACCAAGGGGUUCUUCCUAUUGGUUCGGAUGGGAAAAUAAAAGAUAAGAAGAAGAGGGUUAAGCUGCAUCGUUCCAAGAAAUGGAAAAUAAGGACUAGUGGAUUUCUUUCAGCAAAUUAA
Molecule: messenger RNA, 582 nt
Organism: Populus nigra (black poplar)
Lineage: Eukaryota; Viridiplantae; Streptophyta; Magnoliopsida; Malpighiales; Salicaceae
Exons: 1
Coding region: 1-582 (193 amino acids)
Biological process (GO): defense response to other organism
Source: RefSeq, a predicted model, not a curated record